Nematostella vectensis (starlet sea anemone) is the source of this 487-nucleotide messenger RNA. RefSeq lists its product as uncharacterized. The transcript is spliced from 2 exons. Bases 35 to 487 code for a protein of 150 amino acids. NCBI's taxonomy places the organism in Eukaryota, Metazoa, Cnidaria, Anthozoa, Actiniaria, Edwardsiidae. The record is from RefSeq and is a predicted model, not a curated record.
AAAACCCUGUAGUGGUCCCGCAUUCUCAACCCACAUGAAGUCUGUCUUUUACCACCUAACAGGAGUGAGUGUCAACUUGCACCUUCUGAGAAGCUCCUUCGUGACUUAUUGUUAUGGGGACAGCCAGUGCACCGACGCAAUGAAAGACAGUUUGGCGUCGGCCUUGAGACACACAAGGAAGCAAGCUCAACUCACCUAUGACCGUAAAAAUUCCAGCGAAAAGAAGAGUUUGGCUGUCAGCCUUGCUUCAGAAUUAGCAGAAAAUACAAUCGAGUCACUAUCAGCUCAGCCGUCCGACAGAAAUGCAGGGCUUGAUAAAGGUAGCUGGGUUGCUCUCACAGUAGAAAGCAGCACUCUGGCAAAUCCGAACAUUCUGCUAGCUAGAAUUCAGAACCUCAUGCCCGGUAGAAAGGCUUCGCUACUGUGGUUCAAGGCCACUGGGAAAAAGGCCUGUACGCUUUUCACUACGAUGAAGCCAACUGGAUAG